UGGACAGACUUUUAACAAUUUGGGAAACACAAAUUUUGCAGCUUCCUCAAGACGUUUUUCUUAUCUUUUCCUGUGGGACUCUGAGCAACAGCAGCAGCAACAACAGCAGCAGCAGCAGCAGCAGCGGGUCUGGAUGACUUCUCCUUCUCUUAGACUCGGGUCACGGUGACUACAGAGGAAUGGGACCGAUGUAAACAGCUGGUGGGAGAAAACAAACUCUACAGAGCAACAGUUUUUCAGAGAUCACAGAAAGAGGGAGGAUGAUCCCGCCGGCCAACAUGAUUCAGGACGAAAGUGGGGGCAAAGAGGACGAACGGGACCAGAAUGAGACACCAAAAUCCCCGACGGCAAACGCCAGCCAGCAGGAAACCAAGAAUACUGUGAGGCCUGAACAUCAAAAGCGCAAGCUGCAGAAACUCAAACGCUCCUUGUCCUUCAAGACCAAAAGCAUCCGCAGCAAGAGCGCUGACAACUUCUUCCGAACCAGCAGUGACAACAAGACGGAGCUGCUCUCUGACGUGAGCAGCAGCACGGGCCAUCUCUGCAAUAUCGGGAUGGCCCCGCCGCACACCACCAACCUUCCCAUCCCUCCUGUCCCUCCGGCAAUCCCCUGUGCUCCUCCUCCCACAUCACGCUCCCAGUCACGCAACCCGCUGCAGGUAGACUCUGCGGGACACUGCUUUAUGGAGCACAUCUUCAAGAAGCCCACAUUCUGUGACGUCUGCAACCACAUGAUCGUAGGUACCACAGCCAAACAUGUGGUGUUCUUGGCGGGAAACACAGCAAAGCAUGGCCUGCGUUGCAAAGCCUGCAAGAUGAGCCUCCACCACAAAUGUGAGAAUGGAGUGGGACAGCAGCGCUGCAUGGGAAAACUGCCAAAAGGCUUUCGGCGGUACUACAGCUCCCCAUUACUGAUCCAGGAACAGUAUGGCUGUAUCAAAGAAGUUAUGCCCAUUGCUUGUGGCAAUAAGGUGGACCCUGUGUAUGAGGCCUUGAGGUUUGGGACAUCCCUGGCACAAAAGGCAAAGAGGGCCAGUGGCUCUGAGUCUCCACACAGAAACUCGACCAGUGACUUGGAUAAGGUUCCAGAGGAGGUGGUGGCUCACAGCAGCAGGCAGGAGCUGUCGAGAAAACACAGUGAUGAUGUCUUCACAGUCAUUGAGAAUGGGACGGAGCAUUACCACCAGCCAGAGGGAAAACCCGAUGAUUUGCCAUUGGAGCAGAGCCAACUACAGAAAGACAUCCUCAAGCUCAACACAUAUGUGGCUUUGUACAAUUUCACUGCCCAAGAGAGCCAUGACCUGGAGAUGAGAGCAGGAGACAGGAUCUUAUUGGCUGACGACUCUAAUGAUGACUGGUGGAAGGGGGUAAUUGAGGACAGGAUUGGUUUCUUCCCAGCAGCCUUUGCUCAUCAGGUGCGGGUGGGGGACCAAGUGUUCAGGUGUAACAGGACGUUCAUCGGCUGUAAGGAACAAGGCCAGAUCACCCUGAAGGAGGGACAGAUCUGUGUAAGCAGUGAGGGCGAGCGCAGCGGCUUCAUCCGAGUGGCGUGUGGAAAGAAGAGAGGCUUUGUGCCCUGUGACGUCCUGGAAAUCAUCUGAGAGAAACACUCAGGGAGCCGAAGAUGGCGAGAGAGAGAGGGAAGAUGGGAUCAGCCGCCUGGAGGCCAGAGGAGGAGGAAACUGAACCGACAAAAUGGCUACGAGGCACCAGUGAGGGAGUUUUCUCUCUGAAGAAACUGGAGUUUGAACUUAAAGGUGAUGCUGGUUUUGUCACUGAGGACUCCACUUUGUUGCAGGUCAGAGUCUCUGUACUUUCCUCACUCCCUCUCAGCACAAGGAGAGAGAUGCUGAGAUGACUGUUUGUUGUUUGCAAGAUGACAGGAGAUCACUGUAUCACUGGAUUUGAUUUAAUUUAUAGAGCCAAUGUGUGUGUGUGUG
Seriola dumerili (greater amberjack) is the source of this 1940-nucleotide messenger RNA. It is a transcript of the gene stac, whose product is annotated as SH3 and cysteine rich domain. The transcript is spliced from 12 exons. Gene Ontology annotation, cellular component: extrinsic component of cytoplasmic side of plasma membrane. The record is from RefSeq and is a predicted model, not a curated record. The coding region runs from base 261 to 1601 and encodes 446 amino acids. Gene Ontology annotation, molecular function: transmembrane transporter binding. Gene Ontology annotation, biological process: positive regulation of protein localization to plasma membrane; positive regulation of voltage-gated calcium channel activity; skeletal muscle contraction. NCBI's taxonomy places the organism in Eukaryota, Metazoa, Chordata, Actinopteri, Carangiformes, Carangidae.